Messenger RNA from Cavia porcellus (domestic guinea pig), 3851 nucleotides. RefSeq names its product leucine rich repeats and transmembrane domains 2 (gene Lrtm2). Gene Ontology annotation, molecular function: protein binding. NCBI's taxonomy places the organism in Eukaryota, Metazoa, Chordata, Mammalia, Rodentia, Caviidae. The transcript has 6 exons. The record is from RefSeq and is a predicted model, not a curated record. Bases 774 to 1868 code for a protein of 364 amino acids. Gene Ontology annotation, cellular component: plasma membrane.
CUGACGCCGUGUGCAUCCACUGCGCGCCUGUGUGUGCUGCUGGCGCUGUCAUCACAGAUGUACCCCCAGCUGUCACCGCACCGCUCCGCUCUGCCGGCUCGUGCACACGCACGCUCUCCUCCCUCGCCCUCUCUUUCCUCUCUCCUAUCUGUCUCCCUCCGUCCCUCCCUCUUCCCAGCUCAGUUUGUUAUUGACCCAGCAGCCCCAUCCCCUCUCCCCUGGCAGCGCAGUGCCACGGGCUCUCCACCUCCUGCGCUGGGCGCUGUGCGCCAGCUCCCUGCUCCCGCUGAAUCCCACUCUGGCAGUGGAGCCCGCAGCUUGGUGGUGGUGUCUGCAUUUGUAGCUACCUGAUCUAAGGGCUCAGUUCUGAAGAAAGGUGACUUUUGUGCUGACAGCUCAAGUGUCCAGCUAUGCCAUCUGUUUCCUACUGGUCAGUCCCACCCUGCCACUGGCUCUUACACUCCCAGAAUCAAACAGGCCUAUGGGAGGCUUGGAGGAAGACCAGCAGGGAUCUCCCUGGGGCCAUGAAUUUGCUGCUGCAGCAUGAACCCCUGAGCUGACGAGUCUUAUUAUAGACCGGCUGGUGGAAGACAGAGCAUUGCGAUUCACCUCCAAGGUGGAAGUUGGGAGCUGCCUGGUGGCCCACACCUGACUGACCUCCCAGCAGACACUGGGACAGUCUGGUUUCUGCCUCCCAGGGGCCAUGGACUGACAAGCAGCAUACACCCAGGGGCACCUCUCUGCCCAGAGCUGCGGAGAGCUCUGAGUUCACCAUGCUGGCGCUGGGCGGUGGCCCUGAGCCAAGGACCUGGCAGAUCUCCUGGAUCACCUGCUGGCUCACACUCUAUGCUGUGGAGGCCCUUCCCAGCUGUCCUUUUUCCUGUACCUGUGACAGCCGCAGCCUGGAGGUGGACUGCAGCGGCCUAGGCCUCACCACAGUGCCCCCGGAUGUGCCCGCAGCCACCCGAACCCUUUUGCUCUUGAACAAUAAACUGAGUACCCUACCAAGCUGGGCCUUUGCCAACCUGUCCAACCUGCAGCGGUUGGACUUGUCCAACAACUUCCUGGACCAGCUACCCAGCUCUGUUUUUGAGGACCUGGUCAAUCUGACAGAGCUGCAGCUGCGCAAUAACAGCAUCAGGACCCUGGACAGGGACCUGCUGCAGCACUCCCCCAGACUCCGCCACCUGGACCUGUCCAUCAACGGCCUGGCCCAGCUGCCUCCAGGGCUUUUUGAUGGACUCCCUGCUCUUCGCUCGCUCUCCCUCCGCUCCAACCGACUGCAGAGCCUGGACCGGCUGACAUUUGAGCCCCUGGCGAGCUUGCAGCUGCUGCAGGUGGGGGACAAUCCCUGGGAAUGUGACUGUAACCUGCGGGAGUUCAAGCACUGGAUGGAGUGGUUCUCUUAUCGAGGGGGACGCCUGGACCAGCUGGCCUGCACCCUACCCAAAGAGCUGAGGGGGAAGGAUAUGCGCAUGGUUCCCAUGGAGAUGUUCAACUAUUGCUCCAGGCUGGAGGACGAGAACAGCUCAUCUGGGCUGGAUGCUCCUGGGCCUCCCUGCACCAAGGCCAGCCCAGAACCUGCCAAGCCCAAGCCUGGGGCUGAGCCUGAGCCAGAACCCAGCACAGCCUGCCCUCAGAAGCAGAGGUACAGGCCAGUGAGUGUGCGGCGGGCCAUUGGCACUGUGAUCAUUGCGGGAGUUGUCUGCGGCAUCGUUUGCAUCAUGAUGGUGGUGGCCGCUGCCUACGGCUGCAUCUAUGCCUCCCUCAUGGCCAAGUAUCACCGGGAGCUCAAGAAGCGCCAGCCCCUGAUGGGGGACCCUGAGGGCGAGCAUGAAGACCAGAAGCAGAUCUCUUCCGUGGCCUGAGAGUCCAUCUGCCUGGCCCAGGUAGGCAGGGUAGGGCAAGCACAUGGAUCACUCAGAAAGGCUGGUCGUCUGUUCCAUUGCAGUCCCUGCCUUGGCUUGACACUGGCUACUGCCUCUCCUAAUUCCUUCCAGCCCUCAGCAGACCAGCCACAGUGCAGUCAUCUCCACGAACUCCCAAGUCUCCCUCGAGGUCACCAUUGUGCUGAAGGCUGCUGUGGAUGCUCCUCACUAGGCCACAGAAUCUUUGGUGCACCUGAGGACUCUCCUGGAACCUCUGGCCAUGGGGAUGGACAGAUGUGGAUGCUAGAGGAGCCUUGGCCCAGCCAGGCAACUCUUCCCACCUCUUGCUUAUUCCCACCUCAACUCCAUUUAGGGGAGGGGGAGCAAGGGAUAUGGGAGCCAGGGAUCAAUUUCUGUGGCUCUUUUUUUAAACUAGAAAGGUAUUCUUAAGCCCCCUGCAGUGGAAAACGGUCUGCUCCCAACAGUGUACCAGUGUACCAAACAUUCCAAUCCAUGAUCUGAACCUAGUGUUAGAAACACAAUGCUGUGAUUACAACACCCUCCCUUGGCAACGCCAUCUCCGUGUCUGCUAGGGACCACAGUGACCACAAUACCACUGGCUUCAGCCACCUCCACACGCACUCGGAACACCACCACCACCGGCACAUAGAUUGCAAUACACACACACACACACACACACACACCUCCUUCACAGAGACAGGUAGGGGUCUCCUUGAGUCUUUGGCCCUGAGACCACAGAAGAACCUCUUGCUUGCUGACUGCAAUCUUCUCAAGUCAAUUGGGCGGAGGGAGAGGAUUCUAAAUCGGUAACAUGGGGUUCCUUUGAGAUCCUCUAAAGUGGGCCACAGUGGUGCUGCUGGAUGAGCCUGCCCAUCACCAUGGCAACCUGCUCACACCUCUCCUACUGGGUUUUCCAAGGACUGGCCCAGAGGCCCAGAGGCUGCUGCCUCUGUGAAUGGUAGCCUCUUGAGAGCCUAGCUACAUAUUCUGGGUGUUUCCUCUGAGCUGCCAGGUUUGUCCUCACUGCCAGGCCCCAGGGAGCACUCUCCAUUUUCAUCCCUGUUGUCUGCAGCCUUGGCUCUGCCCCUCUGCACCUCUCACUCCCUUAUCUCCAGCAUCUUCUGCCUGUGACCUCAGGGCUGGGACUGGGCUGGGCUGUGGGCCUCCUUGGGGAAAGCAGGUGGCAGGCAGAUGGCAGAGUGGCCCUUGAAGAGGCUCACUGCUCAUCAACACAUUGCUUACAGAUACCAGGAGCAGGGAGAGGACUGUUAAAUUCUGUGCAGAGUGCUAAGGCCUCCUUCUUGGGUGAAGGUAGUGGUUUGUUUGCUUAACUGGGCUUCUAAUUGCAGCUGGACCAUGAUCCAAGCCAGAGAGUGGGCCAGGGCCAGAGACAUCUGCCCCAGCCAAGUAGAGUUCAGGGUAUUUGCCUCCUAUUCCAUUGACCUCCUUAGGAGUCUGAUGUCUGGUGGGUAUCAGGUCUCCCUCUGCUGGACCCCACUUCCUCAUGCUCAGAGAGGUUCAGGAGGCGCCAGGUUGGCUUCUGACUCUUAAGGCAAGGUCUUGGGGAUAGCACAGGAGGAAGCCAGUUAGGGCUCUGAUGGUACCAGAGCAGGACAGGGCGAGUUCAGCUGCCCUGCUCCUUCCAAUCUCCUCUACUCAAACAGGAGGCGGUAGAGAGGGUGCGCGGAGAGCCUUGGAGAAGUCGUCUCCAGCAGGCGGAGAGAGGGCCUUAGCAGGCUGCUUAUCCUGAUCACACGCCCCCUUGCCUAGGGGCUUAGUCUUCCUUUCUCUUUGGGCUUGUAGGCUGAUACCAGAUCUGGGAAUUUUCUAAAGGGACUGGGGGGAGGGAAGGGUGUUGUCAGUGUUGGUAUCUUUAGCCUGAGACAGAAGAUUUUUAAAGGCAAAAUUAUAUUUCUGGUUUGUUGUUUCAGAAGACCAAUAAAGACUGUAUUUUCCUAUGUA